AUGAAAGCUUCUUCCCUGGGUCUCGUCUGCUGCCUGGUCUCGGCGGGAACCUGCGACGACGCCGCCGUGCCUCGCAAGUUCGUUCGCAUUGACUUGGCCGACCCUCAAAACUGGUUCGCAAAGCCGUUGCUCACCGGCAGGAUCAUCUCGGGCUUCUCCGAGGUGUACAACCAGUCCAAUGCCGACGCCUGGGCGAAUUCCAUAUUGGACAAGUGCAAGGCAAACGACCUGUGCACGUCCUGCAUCUCGCUGUCUGCGGAUAACAAUGGAGACGGCAGGAAGUGGUAUGGGUAUCUCUUCAAGGGGAAACCCACGAGCGCGGCCGACUAUGAGAGGAUGCCCGGCAAAUUGCAGGACUCUGUUAUCCAUACAGAGGCUCGCUGA
This is a messenger RNA of Purpureocillium takamizusanense, 384 nucleotides long. RefSeq lists its product as uncharacterized. The coding region runs from base 1 to 384 and encodes 127 amino acids. NCBI's taxonomy places the organism in Eukaryota, Fungi, Ascomycota, Sordariomycetes, Hypocreales, Ophiocordycipitaceae. The transcript has 2 exons. The record is from RefSeq and is a predicted model, not a curated record.